Messenger RNA from Brettanomyces bruxellensis, 1800 nucleotides. RefSeq lists its product as uncharacterized. Bases 1 to 1800 code for a protein of 599 amino acids. The record is from RefSeq and is a predicted model, not a curated record. Gene Ontology annotation, molecular function: L-amino acid transmembrane transporter activity. The transcript has a single exon. NCBI's taxonomy places the organism in Eukaryota, Fungi, Ascomycota, Pichiomycetes, Pichiales, Pichiaceae. Gene Ontology annotation, cellular component: membrane. Gene Ontology annotation, biological process: amino acid transmembrane transport.
AUGCCAGAUUUUGAAACUUCAAGAAAUCACCAAGAGGGGGAUGCAACAGAAAGAAGAGGAUCUUCUACCGAAUCUGAAUCCUUUGAUAUUGAAAGCUACCAAAAUUCGGAGGGUGCCCCAAUUGAAAAGAAAUCGCCUCUAGGACAUAAUGUCACUGCACUCUCAACAUUCUACCUUAUAAUUCAAGGUGUUCUAGGCACAGGAAUCUUUGCUACACCGGGAACGGUUUUAAAAUCUAUGGGGUCCAUCGGAGCUACCUAUGUUUUAUGGGUGGUGGGAUUUCUUGUGAUUCUUUUUCAGGUGUUUAUGUACGUUGAAUAUGCUUCAUAUUUUCGUCAUAGAUCUGGUGCGGAGGUUGUUUAUCUAGAACAGGCUUAUCCUAAACCAAAAUAUUUGAUACCAGUUCUCUAUGCGGCAAUGAGUAUUUGUCUUUCGUUCGCAACAUCAUCCGCUAUGGCAUUUUCAACCUAUAUUUUUUCAGCAAGUGGACAUGAUGCCACAGCCUGGGAAUUACGUGGACUUGGUGUUUUGUCACUAUUCCUUGCUGCAGUAAUUACCGCUGCCAACACCAGGGUUGCAAUUAGAAUAAAUAACGUUAUUGGAUUCAUUAAAGUAGGCUUUGUGCUAUUCAUAGCAUUUUCUGGCUUUGCGACGUUGGCCGGAUCCACAAAAACACCGAAAGCUGAAGCUCAAGCAGUUUUUAAAGAUGCAUGGAAGGGAACAACAACGGAUGGAAAUUCCAUUAGUAAUGCCAUUCUCAAGGUGAUCUUCUCUUUUGGCGGAACACCAUAUGCAUUUGGAGUUGUGGCAGAAAGCCAUCCAAAAAACACAAUCAAGACGUACAGUUGGCUAGUUCCUUUAACGUUGUUCUUUAUAUUCAUCUUAUACAUCUUAUGUGUCACCGCAUAUUAUGCAGGAGUGGCUAACAUUGAACAAAUAAAAAGCAGUGGAAAUUUAUUGGCCGCAACUUACUUCGAGAAGAUAUUCGGUACCGAGGCUGCCGUUAAGGCUGUCUCAUCAUUUGUUGCAAUAUCAGCAUUUGGACAUCUUUUAACUGUGUAUAUAUCUCACUCUAGGGCUCUUCGGGAAUGUGGCCGUCAAGGAGUGCUUCCAUAUCCAAGGCUAUGGACCAGCAUCAAGCCAUUCAAAACUCCUUUGUUUCCAAUAUUCGUCACUUUUCUUGUUAACUUAAUCGUUUUAUUGGCCCCUCCACCUGGAGACGCUUACAAUCUUGUUGUGGAUAUGGGAUCAUAUUCCAACUAUAUCUUUGAUGUUCUGUUGGCGGUUGGUUUGUUCAAACUAAGACGACAGAGAAAAAGAAAAGGCUUGGGCUACCUUGAAUUUCACUGCCCCACAGCUCUCUUAGUGAUCGUCGUACUCUUUGCAAUAUUUGUCAUAGUUAUGGCAUUCGUUCCCCCGGAAGGUACCCUUAUUGGAAGCGAUGUGUCGUUUUUCUAUGCAGUGUAUCCACUUACUACCAUUGGAAUAUUCGCUCUUUGUAUUGGAUAUUAUAUUGUUUGGGCUUAUAUUCUUCCAAGAGUAUUCAAAUACAAGCACCGUAUUAUUCCGUUCAAGUUAAUCAAUGGAGAACUGGGCCAUAAGAUAAUUAAGGUUCCGGUGAAGGAUGCCAAGAAAUGGGAUGCAGUACACAAAACUGCACGCCAAACAACGUUGUAUGGAAGUGGAGAUGAUCAGGAUGCAAAUUCUGAUGGGGACAAUCACAUUCGUACUGACACAGAAAUAGAACGUAACAUUUACACCAUCGACACUGGUUCCUCAUCAAAGAAAAAUGCCAGCUGA